AUGCCGGAACGGCCCCGAGUCGGCCGACACAAGUGCACCAUAGGAGGCGUGACACGGCAAGCUGGUGCCCGCAACCAAGGUGUCCGCAUUUUCCCGGAGGGAACACCGGUAACGACCGGCCCUGAACAAGUGCACACCAGGCGCGGGGAUGACAGGAGAGUUGUCCCCGACAUUGAAGACUGCUCCGGGGCCCCUGUGGAGGCUCUUUGUGGAGGCAGGGCUGUCUCCGCGCUUUGGAACACACUCACUGCACGCGAAGGUGUGACUGCUGGCGUUAACAACCGUGCGGAUUGCAGCUUGGUGCAGAAGCUGGGGUGCUGGAAGAGUGCGGAGGUUUUUGAGAAGCAUUAUGGUGAAGACAGCACCGCGGCUGGCGCAUGGGUGAUGACCCUCUCAAUCAAUACCGCCCAGUGA
Volvox carteri f. nagariensis is the source of this 414-nucleotide messenger RNA. RefSeq lists its product as uncharacterized. The transcript has 2 exons. Lineage: Eukaryota; Viridiplantae; Chlorophyta; Chlorophyceae; Chlamydomonadales; Volvocaceae. The record is from RefSeq and is a predicted model, not a curated record. Bases 1 to 414 code for a protein of 137 amino acids.